Molecule: messenger RNA, 441 nt
Organism: Myotis brandtii (Brandt's bat)
Lineage: Eukaryota; Metazoa; Chordata; Mammalia; Chiroptera; Vespertilionidae
Product: 60S ribosomal protein L26
Exons: 1
Coding region: 1-441 (146 amino acids)
Biological process (GO): cytoplasmic translation; ribosomal large subunit biogenesis
Cellular component (GO): cytosolic large ribosomal subunit
Molecular function (GO): structural constituent of ribosome; RNA binding
Source: RefSeq, a predicted model, not a curated record
AUGAAGUUCAACCCCUUCGUGACCUUGGACUGCAGCAAAAACUGCAAAUGCCUCUUCAAUGCCCCUUUGCACAUGUGCCACAAGAUCAUGUUUUCCCCGCUCUCCAAGGAGCUGCAGCAGAAGUACAAUAUCUGCUUCAUGCCCAUCCGCAAGGACAAUGAGGUCCAGGUGGUUCGAAGACACUACAACAAAGGUCAGCAAAUCAGCAAGGUAGUACAGAUGUACAGAAAGAAACAUGUCAUCUACAUCGAGUGGGUGCAGCAUGAGAAGACUAACAGCACAACUGUCCACAUGGGCAUUCACCCCAGCAAGGUGGUUACCACCAGGCUAAAACUGGACAAAGAUCAGAAAAAAAUUAUUGGAUGCAAAGCCAAAUCGCGACAAGUUGGAAAAGAGAAAGGCAAAUAUAAGGAAGAACUUAUUGAGAAAAUACAGGAAUAA